This is a messenger RNA of Nothobranchius furzeri (turquoise killifish), 2876 nucleotides long. It is a transcript of the gene tefm, whose product is annotated as transcription elongation factor, mitochondrial. Gene Ontology annotation, cellular component: mitochondrial nucleoid. The record is from RefSeq and is a predicted model, not a curated record. Lineage: Eukaryota; Metazoa; Chordata; Actinopteri; Cyprinodontiformes; Nothobranchiidae. Gene Ontology annotation, biological process: transcription elongation by mitochondrial RNA polymerase; mitochondrial transcription. Gene Ontology annotation, molecular function: DNA polymerase processivity factor activity; nucleic acid binding.
GAAGGAAGCAGCAGCAGCAGUGCAAACUUGUUUAACCUACAUAAUGUUUAGGAGAAAGUAAAUAACAUUUGUGUUAAAUAAUGAUGAUGUGGGGCUCCAGGUGGUUUCUCUCGUCGGUCGCACAGAAAGCUCGGUGUGCGGGACAGCUGGGGCUCCUCCGCCGCCAACGGAUCGGCUCCAUCCCUGAGCUGGAGCCGGGGUACCUCCAGUGCACCUCCUGCUGGUGGGGUCGCGUUCCCGUGGCGGGCUUUGAGACUUUAAACGCCGCUCUCACCUCUUCCACCUCGAAGCCCCGUAAAGAGGACGGUAGCAUGACGCUGGACGUCUGCUACACCCCCGAACAGAGAGUCACCAUCCUCCAGCUCCUGAACACCGCCUCCCCGGCGGAGCUGGCCGCCGUCAAGCUGCUCAGAGGCCGCAAGGCGCUCAACAUCGUGGAGUAUAGAAGCAAGAACGGCCCGUUUAAUACUCUGGAGAGUGUGGUGAACGUGCCGCGGCUGAAACACAAGAGCGCCGUCAUAGUUUUCAACUCCAUCAUAAACCUGGUGAAGAAGGAGAGGAAGGUCAGGGUGCAGCUGGCAAAGUUCACCAGGCCGGAAGUGGACAGGUCCUGGUUAGAGGAUGCCGCCUCCAUCGUGUCAAUAAUAUGUGGUACUAAUAAAGUCGCCUGGGCGCACAUGGACCGUGGGAUGACCGUAUUAGACUGGCAAGAGCAGAACUGUCCUAAUUUCCUGAAUGGAACAUAUCUGGCAUCUGCUUAUUUAAAUGACGUUUCCUCAGUGGUGUCCUUCCUCCCAUCAGCAGACUUCUACGUGAUAGAGAAACCCUCUAUCUCAGUGCAGAACACGGCUCUGUUCCCCAUCAUGGCUCAUAUGAGGGUGGUGGAGGCCAUGUUGUUUGCCCUGCUGGAGCCUAGAGUCUCCCCUCCAGAAAUGAAUGCUCCUCCCAGGGUGCUGAACAUGAUGAGGUUCUCCGUAGGACGCCACUUUGGGCUGAUGGUGGGCGAGUCUCGGACCAGCGGGGCUCAGACCGUCAGACAGAUGAUGACUGAAUCUGCGACGCAAAAGUUUUCCAGGGUCUGUUUUCCCCUGGAGCUGCUGGUCCGGUACAGGAACCACUUCCAGAUGGGCAGCAGGAGAGAAGGGGAGGAGUUGUGUGACGCGCUGCUGCAGGCCGUGGCUUUCUAUGAGCUCCUCGGCGAAUCGUCCUCUUAGCAGAUUCAGUCAUGUCUGCUGGACUCUACAAACUCUACCUGAGGAUUUUCUCCCCGGAUCGCCGCGGCAACCCACACCAGCACCCGGACAGUUGAAGCACCUCACCAGGGUUCAUCAGAUAUUUUAUUUACAUUUCACGUUUUCACAUUUAUUUGAAUAAAAACACAAAUUAACUCAGGAGAAACAAGCUGGAGGCAGAAACCAGCUUCACGAAUCCUUCCGGGGUUUUCUCAGAGUAACGUCCUGAGCCAGGAGUCGUAGCGUUGACUUUGGGAGACUCGGGUGGCUCCGCCUCCUGAUGCGAGACCAAUCAAAAACCGUUAGAUAUAAAAAUACACUCAGAACUCCGGUUGAGCUUAUUUAACACCUUAAAUGAAAAAAGCGAGAUGUUUUAUUUCAUGUCCGCUUGUGAUGGAUUUUACUGUGAAGCAGAAGCAUCAGACUCACCCCUCCCCCGUUUCCCCUCGCUGGUUGACGCGGAGCUUAUGACAGAAGGAGCGGAGGACGGGCAUGUAGUCCACACACACGGCCCGUCUGUUCCCCAGCAGGCUGAAGGGCGCACUGCUGAGCACCAGCUGGCUGACUCUGGAUCUGCUGUCAGACUCACUAAUGGGAAAAGCACAAGAACAACCUGGUGACAACCUGGUCGACUCCCCUAAACGCCCGCAGCCUGGGGCACAGCAGCCAGAGUCUACUUCACAAACGUAUCUCUUUCUGCAUUGUUGGAUUUCUCUUUACAAAUACCCUACUAUCAUUUUAAUCAUCAGAUAAGACCCAAGGUCCAAGAGAACAAAAUCAUUCUGCCUUUUAGUUUGAAAUGUGGAACUUUUAGGAACUGAUCAGAAACCAGGAAAUGUCUAUCUGGUUUAUUAGCUCUCAUAUAAUAAACCUGCUUAUUGUUGCUUUAUGAGACACAAUAUUAAUACAACUUAGAAAUAUAAAAAUCUAAACUUAAGAAAGGUGCUUUUAAUCAUUUUAGGUGUGCGCUGUCUUUAGGGUGAGGUGGACGGCUGCUUAUACAGAGACAGGAUCCUCUGGAGGUUUCUUCCUGUUAACUCGUUCACUGCCAUUGACGACUAAAGUCGUCAUUUGCAUUUUUUUUUUUUACUGUUUGAGCAUCGGAACGAGCCCCCGCGCUGAGAGAACAAACACCUCAGCCCUGAAGCCGAUCUUCAUCCGCGUACGUCACAGAUCACAUGAUCAGGAAGCAACACAUCCAUGUGUUAGGAGAUCGUUUUGGGCCGUUCCUGUAAAAAAAGUGAGGUGCGAACCGGAAAAGCGUCUGCCAAUCGCAAUCCGACAACGGAUUAUGAAAGAACGGAUAACGCUCGAAACACGCGGCUUCUUCCUGAUGUAAGAGGUGAGUCUCCGCUUUGUUUUGGUUGUUUUGGCAUUGACGUCAUGCUAGCGCGCAACGUUCUGUGACUUAAAAAAACUGUAAAAACAGUGAGAAACGCUGGCAGUGAAGGCCGUUAGCGAUCAGGAAACGGCUGGCAGUGAGUGAGUUAAAAGGGCGUUUUACUCUCCACUGUCGCCGCAUGCUUGCUUAGUGUGACGUAGGGCUGGGCAAUAAAUCGAAAAUUUAUCGUUAUCGCAAUUUCUGACUUAUCGAGAUCAUUUUUCCCAUGUCAAUAAAUUUAAUAAUUAAAAAAAAUGAAAAGA